Osmerus eperlanus (European smelt) is the source of this 5621-nucleotide messenger RNA. RefSeq names its product histone deacetylase 7-like. The record is from RefSeq and is a predicted model, not a curated record. Gene Ontology annotation, molecular function: histone deacetylase activity; transcription factor binding. Gene Ontology annotation, biological process: negative regulation of transcription by RNA polymerase II. Gene Ontology annotation, cellular component: histone deacetylase complex. The coding region runs from base 440 to 3280 and encodes 946 amino acids. NCBI's taxonomy places the organism in Eukaryota, Metazoa, Chordata, Actinopteri, Osmeriformes, Osmeridae. The transcript is spliced from 26 exons.
ACAAUGAGUGAGGGGACGGGUGAUGUCAACGCUUUCAGCCUCCAGUUACAGGCGCUUGAUUUCUCUAGUCACUUAAUGAUGCACAUUGACGUGCGCUACUGACCAAUUUGCACCGCCUGCAUACGCUAAGAAGUAUUACAAUUCGCCGCUUUCUUUGACGAAAACGCUAUACGGGCCACAUUAGGCGAGAUGAAAUCGUUUACGCGCGGACUGUAGGGACUUCUGUCUACAGAAGCGGAAUUCAUCGCUUGAAGACUCACCUGUUGCAUUCAGUCCGCCUCAGCCUAGGCUCAAACUCUACGAGUCUUGCCUGUAAGAUGUAAAGCCAAGGGCUGAAAUCAAGUCAGACACACAAGAGAAACGUUUCUCGACACUGUCAGCAGCGGAUGUGCCGCCCCUAGGCACGGUGGCAUCGGCAGCCCUGCAGAGAGAGCAGGCGAUGGACCUGAGCGUGACCCAGCACAUGGUGCGCCCUGGGCCGGACCCGGCCACACUGGUCCCCCGCCACCUCCCCCUCCACACGUACAACAUGGAGUCCCAGAGGCACCGCAUCAGGGAGUUGGACCUGCUGAUGCACAAGACCAAGAACAGCGCCGUGGCGAGUCCCCAGGUGAAGCAGAGACUACGUGACCUUAUCAUCUCCAAGAAGAAUGUACAGGCUGCUCUGGAGAGGACCUCCUCAAACCCCAGCAACACCACCACCCUUGGAUACAGGGAACUGGGCCGGGAUCCCGACAUGCCCCCGAAGCCACAGAUGGUCAUGCCCGCUCUCCGUCCUCCACACGAGCGCCCUCUCAGAAGGACAGCCUCUGAGCCCAUCCUGAAAGCUAAGCCUAAGACAAAGAAGCAUUACUCCAGACCAAACCCUUUACGACGCAAGACCAGUGCCCCACCCACUGUCAAGCACCGGACGCCGGAGACUCUGGACUCCUCCCCCAGCAGCAGCAGCACCCCAGUAUCAGGCUGCAGUUCGCCCAAUGACAGCCUGCGAUCUGAAAGCGGGGUCAUCCCACUCACAACUGGAUUGACUCUUGAGGUCCAGAGGCUCAUGCUGCAGGAUGGCAUCUGUUCCUCUGCAAUGCCCACCAUCACCGCCGGGCUGCCCGCCCAGCGCCUGCAGCCUGUCCUCAUCCUGGAGCCUAACACCGGCCUGCUGCACACACAGCUGCUCUCCGUCCCUUCCUCCUCCUACAACCAUUCCGUCCUCCAUCUCCUCUCGCACCCCCCUUCCCCUCUCCUCCGUGGCAUGAACCCCGCGUCCCUCCAGAGCCACUACUCUUCCUCCUCCUCUCCCUCGUUUUCCUCCUCCUCCUCUUUCUCCAGGGCGGAGGCGGGGGGGUGUCACCGCCCCCUGGGCAGGACGCGCUCGGAGCCCCUCCCUCAGUCGCCCCCCCACCUGCUCCAGCACCAGCACAGCAAGCUCCUGCUGGAGAACCUCAAGGAGAACACACAGCUGAGGAAGUCGAUGACCAAAUCCAGCGAGAAGCCCCGCCUGUCCCAGAUCCCCUCGGAGGACAGGGACCCAGAGGAGUCGGGCUUGGGGUCCGGGCCCCUGCAUGAAGACGCCUACCACAGAAGAAGAGCGUGUGUGGAGCCCCACUCUGAGGCCUUGUCCCAGAGAGACAGCAUGGCGGAGCUGGGACAUCUGCAGCUGUCACUCACACUCAGUCAGCCAUUCCGCUGGGGGGAGCAGCAGCGCCACCUCCAGGCCCUGCACAGACAGUACACUGCCCACUCGACAGACUCCAACCACUUGGCUGUCCCCGUGCUGGUGGUCCCCCCGGUGCCAGGCCUGGCCCACAGGCCCCUCUCCAGGGCCCAGUCAUCCCCGGCCUCCACCUCCCUGCCUCCUCCUCCACUCCAGCCCUCCUCCAGCACCUCUGAAGUGGGGGCCCUGUCUCUGGCCAGGCCAGCGUCCCCGGAGCCCUCCGCCAAGCUAUGCUUUACCACUGGUUUGGUGUAUGACUCCCAGAUGUUGAAGCACCAGUGUGCCUGUGGCGACAACAGCCGUCACCCAGAGCAUGCUGGGAGAAUCCAGAGCAUCUGGUCCAGACUCCAGGAGCGUGGCCUGAGGAACCAGUGUGAGUGCAUUCGCAGCAGGAAAGCUACAAUGGAGGAGCUCCAGUCUGUACACUCUGAAGAAUACGUGCUUCGCUAUGGGACCAACCCACUCAACAGGCUCAAGCUAGACAACCGCAAGCUUGCAGGAAUCUUAUCUAAAAGGGUAUUUGUCACGCUACCAUGUGGAGGAGUUGGGGUGGACAGCGAUACGGUGUGGAACGAGACACACACGCCCACGGCGUCUCGGACAGCGGCGGGCAGCGUGACGGAGCUGGCGUUCAAGGUGGCACAGGGCGAGCUCAAGAAUGGCUUUGCAGUGGUGAGGCCCCCUGGACACCAUGCACUUCACUCUACCCCCUUUGGCUUCUGUUUCUUCAACUCUGUGGCCAUCGCAGCCAAACAGCUCCAGCACAAGCUCAACGUCAGCAAAAUCCUCAUCGUGGACUGGGAUGUUCACCAUGGCAACAGUACCCAGGAAGUGUUCUACAAUGACCCCAGUGUGCUCUUCAUCUCCUUGCAUCGCUACGACAAUGGCAACUUCUUCCCUGGAAACGGAGGGCCAAAUGAGGUGGGUGUGGGGACAGGUAAAGGAUUCAACGUCAACGUGGCCUGGACAGGGGGCCUGGACCCUCCCAUGGGCGAUGCAGAGUACCUGGCAGCAUUCAGGACGGUGGUGAUGCCGAUAGCCCACGAGUUCUCUCCGGACGUGGUGCUGGUCUCUGCUGGUUUCGAUGCAGUGGAGGGACAUCCCGCACCCCUGGGGGGCUACAAGGUGUCAGCCAAGUGUUUCGGUUUUCUGACACGUCAGCUAAUGGGCCUGGCGGGGGGGCGGGUGGUGAUGGCGCUGGAGGGGGGCUACGACCUCACGGCCAUCUGCGACGCCUCCGAGGCCUGCGUCAGCGCCCUGCUGGGCGUCGAGACGGAGCCCCUGUCCAAUGCUCCCCUGGACCAGAGACCCUGCUUCAACGCUGUGCUCUCUCUCCAGAGGGUCAUACAGGCUCACAGUGAGUAUUGGCAGGGUCUGCGCUCACUGGUCCACACGGUCGACCUGUCCUGGCUGCAGGCCCAGCGGCUGGCUCAGAGGCGGGACUCCGACAACACCGUGUCCGCCCUCGCCUCGCUCUCCAUGGGCUCCUUCUGUGGCGACAGGAGACAUUCCGAUGAGGAAGACACACUCAUGGAGGGAGACACAUUCUCGAACCUCAGACGGCAGUACUAGGCUGCAGCGCUGGGGAUCGACCACCUGCCGCUGAAUAGACACACACACACACACUCACUCACACACCUCACUUGGACUGAGGGAGACUGGAGACGCCAAACAAGAACACCCACUUCCCACUUAGCCCUCCAUUGUUUUCUCCCCCUGAGAUCAUCGCAGCAGUCCGGUGAGGGAAAGCCAGACCCCUCACCUGCCUGUCGCCCAGACACGCUUAGACUCGUCCACCUGGACACACCGAUAGAGACCGAAGACUCCAUUUACGUACCUGAUUGAAUGACAGAAUUGAACUCGAAAACAAGACAUUUCUUGUGCCAGUUCUCGCUCCAGGGAGAAUUUCUGAGGCCUCCAAAGCUGAGUCACACAGGAAGUGGGAAACAAGCCCGCACACCCCUCUAUAUCGAAGGCCAUCGCGGCGAAAAACGGAAACAUCCAGCACUUACAGUACACGGGGAGCACUUCUGAGUGUCCCCUUCUGAUGACGUCAUUUGUUUCUUUACAAGGAGGACUCAAUGAAGGAAGAGGUUUGUUGUUGUUUUUGAAGAGACUCAAUCAAAAUGAUUUUUGAUCUGUUUUGCACUGUUUUUCGUGGGAUGUGAACCAAAUGAGAGCCAAGAGACAUUGAUUAUCAUGCUCUACCAAGGUGGCAUCCAAAAAAAUUAUACACAAAGCUGGUGAAUAUUGAUAUUAACAUGAAGAUUGUGCAUCAAGACGUGACAGGUGUGUACUUGCUGUUGUAAAAUGUAAUAUUCUGAAGAGAAUGUAAAACACCUUUAUAGAAUAUACUUGAGAUGUUAUAAAAUCUCAAGAAUUUGAUAACUUUGACUUAGUGUAGAAAAAUGUCCAAACAAAUGUUGAUAGGGCUUUGUGACCAUUUGGUCUAUAUUAUCAACCAUGACCACUGACAGUUCUCUUGUGUGGGUACACACAAAGGUUCCAUAUACGUAGAACCUCAGAGUUACAACCCUUUUCAGCUCUUUAAGGUUCUGUUUACAACCCUGUUCCAGAGGGCUCUUCUGUUGUGGCAAAGGGUUCCAUAUAACCUUUUUUUAAGAGGUCACUGCAGGCCUUAAAGCAGUGUGACAAUCAUAAAUGAUGAAUACAAAAACAAGUGCACUUACAUUUCUUAUGUGAAGGUGUUGUCUCUUUGUGAAACAGAGUUUGUAUUCCAUUAUUUGCCUUUUGUUCGGUGUCUUGAGAGAGACCAGUGUUUCUACCUGUGGAUGAGCAUUCCUGCUGAAGCUUUAACCUGUACAGUUAAUUAACCGUAUUUCUUGGAUACGUACUUUUCUUUGACAACAAAGAGAAGCAAAUUAGGAUUUAUCAUGUCACUUAUGAUCUUCUUGACUAUCAGGGAUUUCUGCUUCCUGGCCCCGCAGUUAAUGAUUUGGCAGUUGGCAAGGAGUUAACAUGUUGAGAUAGUCAGGCAGUCCACUUUUAUUGAGAAAUUGGACACAGGUUUAGAAAACCAAAGCGUAUGAGAUAUGCUAGCCAUGGACUGGUAUGGCUUUUAUAGAUAACUUGAAAGACUUUUAAAAUAUAGUAUUUUUUAUCCAAAUCGAACACCACCAAAGGCGUUGAUGGAUGUAUACAGAAAGGUUCAAACGUUUCAUGAAACCAAUUAUUCCGAAAAUCAAGAUUGUACAUUUUUUGUUAAAAUAUUUGUUUCUUUAAUGUGAUUUGCUCGCGCAAGAUGUCUUAAAUCAGAUGGUGCUACAGAAAUGAAGUUAUGAUUGUUUUCCUGUUUAUUUUUUUUACUUGUACGUCAUGGUGCUAGGUUAAAAAACUGUGAAAUCUUUACAGUUAUGCAUCAACGACAUGAAUAGGAGAGCAACUAUGUAAAAAUAAUUAGACUCAUUGCUUAACCUUUAUCCACUGUUGAGCAAUGAGUUUUCCAUAAUUCUCUAAUCUGUUAUAGCCCAUGUUCUUUCAAAUGGUUGCUAUUUUUUGGAAGUUGUAUUCAGUUUUGUUUGCAGUUGUCUUUAGUGAAGUAUAUCAAGAAGACAUUCAUGACACUGUCACUUGUGAAGUGAACGUUGACGUCUUAAUAUGAACGCAUGCUCCCAUGUGCCUUGAAUCAUGCUGACAAACCUGUGUAAAGGUAGCCUUAAUGAACUGGAUCUUAAACAAAGAAAAAAGCCAAGUAUAGGUGAUUUUAUUCUUUUACUUUUUGACAAUUUACUGGUUUCUUUGUACUCUGUACAGUAAAUUUCAUACCCACACACGUGUGUGUAUAUAUUAUAUAACUAUAACUUUGUAUUUUCACCAGGGUUUUUUUACGACUUUUUUUCUUUAAAAUGUAUUUCCUUAAUAAAAAGGGAAAUCAUAUUUAUGGAUUGCUGGA